UAUGCGAUGGUGUGUGAGUACGGAACUCCUUCGAAAAGCCUGUAAAGGAGUUUCCUCCACGUUUUUGGUUUUGACAGGCAAAUAGAUAUCUUGUCAUCAUGCCACCAAAAAAAUCUAUGGAGGAAACGGAUCGUUUGACCCGUAUAGCUAUUGUUAAUUCUGAUAAGUGCAAACCAAAACGGUGUAGACAAGAAUGCAAGAGAUCUUGUCCUGUGGUACGGAUGGGGAAACUUUGUAUAGAAGUUACUCCAAAUAGUAAAAUAGCUUCUAUAUCUGAAGAAUUAUGUAUUGGAUGUGGUAUUUGUGUUAAGAAAUGUCCAUUUGAGGCAAUAUCUAUCAUUAACCUUCCUAGUAAUUUAGAAAAAGAAACUACACACCGUUAUUCAAAGAAUUCAUUUAAACUGCAUAGACUGCCUAUUCCGCGUCCUGGAGAAGUACUAGGUUUGGUUGGGACCAAUGGAAUUGGUAAAUCAACUGCUCUAAAAAUUUUGGCUGGCAAACAGAAGCCCAAUCUGGGUAGAUACACUGAUCCACCAGAUUGGACAGAGAUUUUAAGUCAUUUUAGGGGUAGCGAGUUGCAAAAUUAUUUUACUAAAAUAUUGGAAGACGAUUUGAAAGCCCUCAUUAAGCCUCAGUAUGUAGAUCAAAUUCCUAAAGCUGUAAAAGGCACUGUGCAACAACUGUUGGAUAAGAAGGACGAGUGCAAGAAUCAGUUAGACAUUUGUAGAAUGCUGGAUUUGAUGCAUAUACGCGACCGAGGCAUCGACGCACUAUCUGGCGGAGAAUUGCAACGAUUUGCAUGUGCUAUGGUGUGCAUCCAGAAUGGAGACAUUUUUAUGUUUGAUGAACCGUCUUCAUAUUUAGACGUAAAGCAGCGUCUUAAUGCGGCUUUAACAAUUCGAUCUCUUAUUCAUCCUGACAAAUUUAUAAUAGUAGUAGAACACGAUUUAUCAGUUUUGGAUUAUUUAUCGGACUUUAUAUGUUGCCUUUACGGUGUUCCUGGAGCUUAUGGUGUAGUUACUAUGCCUUUCUCUGUAAGAGAAGGUAUAAACAUUUUCCUCGACGGUUUUGUACCAACGGAAAAUUUGAGAUUCCGUGAGGAGUCCCUUAUUUUCAAAGUGGCAGAAAGCGCUACCGAGGAGGAAGUGAAACGUAUGAAUCAUUACGAAUAUCCCGCGAUGACGAAAACAAUGGGUUCGUUUAGCUUAAUAGUUGAAAAAGGACAAUUCACGGAUUCUGAAAUUCUUGUACUACUUGGUGAAAAUGGUACUGGAAAAACGACAUUUAUUAGAAUGUUAGCUGGUAAUUUACCACCUGAUGAUGGCUCCGGGAGUAUUCCCCAACUACAUAUCAGCUACAAACCACAAAAGAUAAGUCCUAAAUCUCAAGGUAUCGUACGGCAAUUGUUGCACGAAAAAAUUAGGGAUGCUUACGUUCAUCCUCAGUUCGUGACGGACGUUAUGAAACCUUUGAAGAUAGAUGAUAUUAUGGAUCAGGAAGUGCAGAAUUUAUCUGGGGGAGAAUUGCAACGGGUGGCUUUGGCUUUGUGUCUUGGAAAGCCUGCCGAUGUUUAUUUAAUCGACGAACCUUCCGCGUAUUUGGAUUCUGAGCAACGUUUAGUCGCGGCCAAAGUAAUAAAACGAUUCAUAUUACAUGCAAAAAAAACCGGGUUCGUAGUAGAGCACGAUUUUAUUAUGGCUACUUAUCUGGCUGACCGUGUAAUAGUAUUCUCUGGUGUACCAUCCUUGUCAACUACAGCUCAUAGUCCACAAUCUUUACUAAACGGUAUGAACAGGUUCUUAGAGCUCCUAGGCAUUACUUUCAGAAGAGACCCGAACAACUUUAGACCGAGGAUUAAUAAGAGUCAAUCUGUAAAAGAUUUGGAUCAAAAGAGAGCAGGGCAAUAUUUCUUCUUGGAGGAGUGAGAUAUGAACUGAUUUUGAUAAGUUGAAUAGCAGCUUAUAUGAAAUACUGUUAAGACGUUUUUGUAAAUCUUUAUACGUUUAAAAGCCGGGAAUGGAGUUCUUACAAUAUAUUAAACACCAGUGACGCAUAUUUUGCGUUAUAUCGAAAUAUUAUUCGUUUCGACACUACAAUUCUGCUUAUAGGAUAUUUAUUUUAGUGAAUAUAUAAAGCGAAUUUUUCAAAAUAUAUUACAAAAAAUUUAAUUCAAAGAAAUACAAUCGUAUUUUUGUACGACAUAUUGCUGCCACAAAUUUAUUUAUGUCUUAUCAACAUGCGUCACAAUUACAUUUCCAAUAUCACACAAAUUAUACAAUGCAUUUUUUUGUAUAAAUAAUAAUUUGUGUUUGAUUAUGCAUAACAAAUCAAAGGGAAUUAAGUAAUUCAGUAUAUUUACAUGUACAUCUGCUAUGCAACGUGAAUUAUAAUACAAGUGAAAUUUAAAGAAUGAAUGAAUUGGUCAUUUAAUAAACCUCGCAAAUUAAAUAAUUUUAUGAUUUUACAUAUUGCUGCUAAUAAUACAAUAGAAAGAAUUUUUUAUUGUGAAAUCACUCAAGAAAUCGAUAUCAACAUCACCUUUUUAAAACAGUAUUUUCUUUAACCCUCGCUCAGCCGACUGCGUGCCAACGAUGGAUCAAAAUGAUCCAUUCUGAUUCUGACUGGUCGUAGGUUAAAUCGAAAUGACGUACUUACAUGUACUCUUUGCGAAUACUCGAUAUUUGGUGGGGAACGUAUAACUACGUUUUUAGUUUUUAAAUUGAGA
Molecule: messenger RNA, 2725 nt
Organism: Colletes gigas
Lineage: Eukaryota; Metazoa; Arthropoda; Insecta; Hymenoptera; Colletidae
Gene: pix
Product: protein Pixie
Exons: 9
Coding region: 99-1925 (608 amino acids)
Biological process (GO): ribosomal subunit export from nucleus; translational termination; translational initiation
Molecular function (GO): iron ion binding; ATP binding; ATP hydrolysis activity
Source: RefSeq, a predicted model, not a curated record